AUGUUGGAAAAACAAGAUCAAGCCGAAGAUGCCAUGAAGGACGAAGAAAAACAUAACACCAAUUCUCCAGCCUGUAAUUUUACAAAGGAAGAAUUGCAUUUAUUACAGGAAAUCAAUCAACUUCAGCUGAAUGAUUUGUCAAAUAUACCACAGUAUAAUUUGGAUCCUCUUGUAUUCCGUACACUGUUGAAUAGAGAAAGUGCAACACAAGCUAUUUCAGAUUUAGGUAGAAAACAAUAUGAUGCUUUUCAACAAGGAAUUAUUAGCACAAAAUUACAUGAGCGGUUGAAUAUUGAGCAAUCUAUACCCAUUCCUCUUGUACUGGCUUUUGAUGAAUAUCAGUACCUCAUAAGACAUCAGUUUAACCUAAAUACAGACUUGCAACAUAAAAUUAGGAGGUAUAUGAGAAAUUAUCAGAAAAAGCAUAGAUUGAUUUUAUUUCCAACAUUAUCAGGAACAUUAUUGGACUCUGACAUCAACUUCACAUCAAUAAUGCUUUCAUUGCCAUCCUUGCGACCAGAGGAUAUUGAGAUCAUUUUAAAAGAGGAAGGGUUGGAGGAUUUGUUUACACCCAAAUACAAGAUAGUCUGGAGUAUAAUUGGCCUUGUGCCAAGGCAUUUAGAAUGGGCAGUUUGGAAAGCCAAAAGUAUGAAGGACAACACAACCAUGCCAUUAGAAACAAAAAUAAGCUCCAUUUACGCGAAAAUUGCAGCAGAGGUGUAUCAUAUAUAUCAACCAGAACACGAAUAUUACGCUUAUCAAUAUCUAUCCAUACUUACUCUUUCAGGAUUUCCAUAUAGCACUCACAAAGCUCUCAAAUAUGAAAAUAAGGUUGAAGAAUUAUCUAGCCAAGGCAGAAUUUACAAAGCUAAUGACCAUAUUGGAAUACCAUUUCUUGCUAUUGACAAACUUUCAGAAUCAAUUAAGGAAAUUCCAAAAAGCAUUCAACGACUUUGUUAA
This is a messenger RNA of Naegleria fowleri, 960 nucleotides long. RefSeq lists its product as uncharacterized. The record is from RefSeq and is a predicted model, not a curated record. Bases 1 to 960 code for a protein of 319 amino acids. The transcript is spliced from 2 exons. NCBI's taxonomy places the organism in Eukaryota, Heterolobosea, Eutetramitea, Acrasida, Naegleriidae.